AGCGACAGCUGUUCCAGGCGCUCCGUGUCGAGCACCGGAGUCCCGAGCCGUGGCUGCCACUGGCGGUGGGCGGGCGGAGGAGAGCACCGGACCACCAGCGCAGGCUGCCGAGUCCGGGCGGCCGCCUGCGUGGAAGCCGCGAGACGCGGGAACAGCUGGGGGACCCCCCGCAGCGGGGACGCGAGGACCCGGGCUGGGCUUUCCUCACCCUGCGAUCCCUCAACUGAUGUGAAAGAUACCCUAUGAAAGUUGUCUUGUAUUCUGGAUGGGUUUGAUUGAACCUGCCAUAGAAAGAAAAGAUUUAUGAGAGGUACCUUGUUAUCCCAUAACUUUGGUAUCCUGAAAUCUGAGGAUUCUACCAAGAUAAUAUGAUAAGAACUUUCAGUGAUUUGGGGCCAUAUCCUACUUAGACUAAUGUGGAAUUUCCAGAUUUCCUGAGAGCUUGGUACAGCAGCACGCACUGCUUGCUAAUCAGCACAGGCAAUAAUGCCAUCUCUGCCUCAAGAAGGAGUUAUUCAGGGACCCUGUCCCCUGGAUUUGAAUACAGAAUUACCUUAUCAAAGCACAAUGAAAAGGAAAGUCAGAAAGAAGAAAAAGAAGGGAACCAUUACAGCAAAUGUUGCCGGGACAAAGUUUGAAAUUGUUCGUUUAGUAAUAGAUGAAAUGGGAUUUAUGAAAACUCCAGAUGAGGAUGAAACAAGUAAUCUUAUAUGGUGUGAUUCUGCUGUUCAGCAGGAGAAAAUAUCAGAGCUGCAAAAUUAUCAGAGGAUCAACCAUUUUCCAGGAAUGGGGGAGAUCUGUAGAAAGGAUUUCUUAGCAAGAAAUAUGACCAAAAUGAUCAAGUCUCGGCCUCUGGAUUAUACCUUCGUUCCUCGAACAUGGAUCUUCCCUGCUGAAUAUACUCAAUUCCAAAAUUAUGUGAAAGAAUUGAAGAAAAAACGGAAGCAGAAAACUUUUAUAGUGAAACCAGCUAAUGGUGCAAUGGGUCAUGGGAUUUCUUUGAUAAGAAAUGGUGACAAACUUCCAUCUCAGGAUCAUUUGAUUGUUCAAGAAUACAUUGAAAAGCCUUUCCUAAUGGAAGGUUACAAGUUUGACUUACGAAUUUAUAUUCUGGUUACAUCGUGUGAUCCACUAAAAAUAUUUCUCUAUCAUGAUGGACUUGUGCGAAUGGGUACAGAGAAGUACAUUCCACCUAAUGAGUCCAAUUUGACCCAGUUAUACAUGCAUCUGACAAACUACUCGGUGAACAAGCAUAAUGAACGUUUCGAACGGGAUGAAACUGAGAACAAAGGCAGCAAACGUUCCAUCAAAUGGUUUACAGAAUUCCUUCAAGCAAAUCAACAUGAUGUUGCUAAGUUUUGGAGUGAUAUUUCAGAAUUGGUGGUAAAAACCCUGAUUGUAGCAGAACCUCAUGUCCUGCAUGCGUAUCGAAUGUGUAGACCUGGUCAACCUCCAGGAAGCGAAAGUGUCUGCUUUGAAGUCCUGGGAUUUGAUAUUUUAUUGGAUAGAAAACUAAAGCCAUGGCUUCUGGAGAUUAACCGAGCCCCAAGCUUUGGAACUGAUCAGAAAAUAGACUAUGAUGUAAAAAGGGGAGUGCUGCUAAAUGCAUUGAAGCUACUAAACAUAAGGACCAGUGACAAAAGAAGAAACUUGGCCAAACAAAAAGCUGAGGCUCAAAGGAGGCUCUAUGGUCAAAAUUCAAUUAAAAGGCUCUUACCAGGCUCCUCAGACUGGGAACAGCAGAGACACCAGUUGGAGAGGCGGAAAGAAGAGUUGAAAGAGAGACUCGCUCAAGUACGAAAGCAGAUCUCACGAGAAGAACAUGAAAAUCGACAUAUGGGAAAUUAUAGACGAAUUUAUCCUCCUGAAGAUAAAGCACUACUUGAAAAGUAUGAAAAUUUGUUAGCUGCUGCCUUUCAGACCUUCCUUUCAGGAAGAGCAGCUUCAUUCCAGCGAGAGUUGAAUAAUCCUUUGAAAAGGAUGAAGGAGGAAGAUAUUUUGGAUCUUCUGGAACAAUGUGAAAUUGAUGAUGAAAAGUUGAUGGGAAAAACUACCAAGACUCGAGGACCAAAGCCUCUGUGUUCUAUGCCUGAGAGUACUGAGAUAAUGAAAAGACCGAAGUACUACAGCAGUGACAGCAGUUAUGAUAGUAGCAGCAGCUCUUCAGAAUCUGAUGAAAAUGAAAAAGAAGAGUACCAAAAUAAGAAAAGAGAAAAGCAAGUUACAUAUAAUCUUAAACCCUCCAACCACUACAAAUUUAUUCAACAACCCAGCUCCAUAAGGCGUUCAGUCAGCUGCCCUCGGUCCAUCUCUGCUCAGUCGCCUUCCAGUGGGGACACCCGCCCAUUUUCUGCUCAACAAGUGAUAUCUGUGUCACGGCCAACUUCUGCGUCUCGGUCACAUUCCUUAAACCGUGCCUCCUCCUACAUGAGGCAUCUGCCUCACAGUAAUGAUGCCUGCUCUACAAACUCUCAAGUGAGUGAGUCUUUGCGGCAACUGAAAACAAAAGAACAAGAAGAUGAUCUAACAAGUCAGACCUUAUUUGUUCUCAAGGACAUGAAGAUCCGGUUUCCAGGAAAGUCAGAUGCAGAAUCAGAACUUCUGAUAGAAGAUAUCAUCGAUAACUGGAAGUAUCAUAAAACCAAAGUAGCUUCAUAUUGGCUCAUAAAAUUGGACUCUGUAAAACAACGAAAAGUUUUGGACAUAGUGAAAACAAGCAUUCGUACGGUUCUUCCACGUAUCUGGAAGGUGCCUGAUGUCGAAGAAGUAAAUUUAUAUCGGAUUUUCAACCGGGUUUUUAAUCGCUUACUCUGGAGUCAUGGCCAAGGGCUGUGGAACUGUUUCUGUGAUUCAGGAUCCUCUUGGGAGAGUAUUUUCAAUAAAAGCCCAGAGGUGGUGACUCCUUUGCAGCUCCAGUGUUGCCAGCGCCUGGUGGAGCUUUGUAAACAGUGCCUGCUAGUGGUUUACAAAUAUGCAGCUGACAAAAGAGGAUCGCUUUCAGGCAUUGGUCCUGACUGGGGUAAUUCCAGGUAUUUACUACCAGGGAGUACCCAAUUCUUCUUGAGAACACCAACCUACAACUUGAAGUACAAUUCACCUGGAAUGACUCGCUCCAAUGUUUUGUUUACAUCCAGAUAUGGCCAUUUGUGAAACAGAAAGGAAGAUCGCCAUUGGUUAUACAUAACAGCAAUUCAUUUUUUCCUCUGAAGUUGAACAUGCAAAGAACAUGACCAUUAAGUGCUGUUUUAUGUAUAUAAGACAUAUAUAUGUGUGAAAAUAUAUGCACAUAUGCACCCAAAUAACAUAUAUUUAUUAUAUUAAAUAAUAUAUGAAAUAAGAAUUAGCAGAAAAUGGAAUAUAAGACUUAACCUUUCUGGAAAUGUAAUAAACCAUGUUAAAAUUGUUUACACAAAUACGUGAAUGUCUAGAACUUGCUAGGUUUAUAAUUAAUUCCUUCCUACUAGAAAUGUUAUUUUUGCUGCAGAGUAUAUAAAACAAAUUGAUCUUGAGGAUCCAAUUACAGUGUUAAAUUAUUUUCUAGAUAACAUGCCUUUUGACCUGAAAAAGGGUUUAGUAUAAUACCUUAAAAAUUCUCAUAUAUAGUAGCCAUUUUAAAUGAAACAAAAAGAUUUAGAAGCCUGGUGUUGCUUGAUGAUAAGAUUAAGAAAUUUAAAACGGGUUUAUCAUUAACAUAGCACACUAAAGUACUAGAAAAGUCAUAACCUAAUUCUCUAACCUUUUUAUUCCUCUAUGUGGAAAUUUAGCUACUUGUAAUAAUGUACAUUUUCAGUAAGGAUCUGGUGAGAUCAUAUUAUGGUCUAAAAUGGAAGAUAGGCCGGGCAGGGUGGCUUAUGCCUGUAAUCCCAGCACUUUGGGAGGCUGAGGUCGGUGGAUCACCUGAGGUCAGGAGUUUGAGACUAGCCUGGCCAACAUGGCGAAACCCCAUCUCUACUAAAAAUACAAAAAUUAGCUGGGCGUGGUGGUAAGCGCCUGUGAUCCUACCUACAUGGGAGGCUGAGACAGGAGAAUCACCUGAACCCAGGAGGCAGAGGUUGCAGUGAGCUGAGAUCGUGCCAUUGCACUCCAGCCUGGGCGACAGGAGUGAAACUCCGUCUCAAAAACGUAAAUAAAUAAAUAAAUAAAUAAAAAGAUACAAAUAAAUAAAAUGGAAGACAAUCCAAUGGGUUAAAAAUAAAAUGUAAACUAGCUUUCAUUUUUACUUUUCAUAGAGAAUCACAUAAAGGAACAGAAAAUGAUGGUAACAAAAUCUUUCUAUAUGGCUUUUAUGUCUUACACCACUCAUUUUUAUUUGGAAAGUAUAACUUUGAUGGGUUUAACAUGGUUAAAUACAAUUUCUCCUGUUUCGCAGAAGUAGAAGAGCUGACACGUUUCACUCAUUUUAGUGUUAUAGGAUAAUGAGACAAACUUAUUUUUAUAAAUCUCUCAAGGUUGAAACCAAUUUAUAUUGCAAAGUCUAAUACAGUAGUUUCUCAUUGCACCACAGAAAACAGUUAAAGGACUGUGAAUAGAGGAUUUCAAUGACCACAUAUUACAAGUCAUCAGUGUACCCUUUAGGGUUUUAAAAAAAUCAAAGCAGAGAAUGAAGUGUUCUUGUCCAAAGUUGUUAUGCAUAAAUUUCAUAGCAGUUUACUUCCUUUUCUUGAAUACAGUUUUUAAAACCAAGAAUGAGCUUUCAGAUUUCCAUAAAAAUAUAAGCCGUACUACUUAGACAAUGAAAUAAUCAGUGCAGCCGUCACUUCUUAGAAUGUAUUUAAACUUCUUCCCCCAACAGUUUUAUUUUCUCCCAGCUGCUAAUUAUUUUCGAAAUUCAUGAAUGUUUUACCUCCUUUUACUAUUCUAAAAGUUAUUUCAGGAAGUGGCCCCAAAGCAGGAGAACUGAGAGGGGCAAAUUGGCCUGGUUUAAUUCAUAGCCUGAAUAAUUGGCAACCUAAAGUUAUAAGUUAGAUGUAUUUUUCUUUCCAAGCCAUCUUCUGAGUCUUUUUUAGGCUGAAAUAAUUUGUUUGUUUCCUAAAUUACUGCUAGCUACUUGAUUCUUUAUGACUACCUAACAUCCACAUUUGGUAGAUACUUUUCCUCUCUGCAUGCGUCCCAAAGAAGAAUUUGCUAUUGUGGAAGAAGAGGAUAAGGGUAUCAGAAUGAAGGAAAUUACAGUGACUACACUGUUUAUGACUCCAUGUUGUGAAUUCUUAAAUAUGUUAUGGAUUUUUUUAGAAAAAAUAAUGCAAAAAUUGGGAUAUUACCGAAUGAUCCAUAAGAAUGAUCAACAAGUAAUAAGUCUUUUCAUGGAGUUCAUUUUUCUUUUAUAUUCAUAUGGCCACAAAAAAUAUAUAUAUAACUUUAAGUGUCUGAUAUAUGAUAACAGCCCAGUUUGUUGGCCACUCAUUUGCAUUAUCUUAAAUCACAAAUAAUUACUUAAUUUGCUGGAGUGUGUGCUUUGCAACUUUUGUACCAGAGCAAAAUUUUUAUUUAAAACAAAAAAUAAGAGUGCCCUUCACUAGGAGAAAUACUCUUCCCAGAAAACACACACACACAUACACACACAAUUUUAAAACUGAGUAAAUUUAAAUGUGUGGAAGUACCCCACAAAUUGAUUUCAACAAAUAAAUUUCAUUUCUCUAGCUACUUAUGUCUGGACUUAUUUUGAGCAUUACAAUUUUAUUGCCUUCAUUUGCCUAUUUAGACUGAUGUAUUUUGAUAUGAUGAAGUUGUGAAUAAAAGCCUUGUGUUCAUUAUUUAUAUAUACUACCUGGUAUGCUAUGUACUGUGUCUGCUCUAGUGCUAUUCCCUAAUGAGCAACUAAGAAGAGAAGACACAACAAUAAACCAUGGAAGUCUCGAGAGGCCAUGGAAAUGAUUUAGAGGUGUAAAAUAUUCCCCAGUUUUUAUUAUAAAUUUUUAUUCAUAGGUUAAAACAUAUCAGCAUAAGUGAUAGUACAGGUGUGACUCCCUUUUCUAGGAGAGAAAAUAGCUUUAUCUGAAAACUCCAAAAACUUUAAUCUUAUCAGAGGUUUUUAAUAGGGGAACUGGGUUUACUUACAAUGAAAGCAUAUUUUCAUUCUGCUAUAGAAAAACAUAUCCCUGCUCAUUCAGUAAAUCUAAGAUUGGAAUGCUUUCUAGAACUGUGCAAUAUUUGAAUAAUUUCUAGAAUUGUCUAAGAAACAACCUUUUUUAUUUUAAAUAAUCACCUACAAACGUAGUCUGAGACUGCAAAUUAGUUUUCACUUGAAUAAUUCAGCAUUGUAGAUUAGUUACCAUUUGCUCUAUAUAGUCUAUUGAAGGAACUACUGUUAUUCAUAUUUUGAUUAAUUUUACUAGCAACAAAUUUUUAUUUUAGUAGCAUUGCAUUUACCUUAAAUAUAUAAAAAUGAAGUUGUAACAGGAUCAAAUAUGGAAAUGGCAAUGGUAACUCUGCCUAGAACAUGGUUGAAUGUCCUUGGUUAUCUGUAAGUUGCAAAGAUCUAUACAAAUUUUAUCAUAUGUCAAAAUGAUGUCUAAAUACACAGUUUCAACUAUUUCUUCCUCCCUAAAACUAAAACUAAAGCAAACCCAAAUGAAGAAACCUAAACUUCUUUUCAUCUAAUAGUUACACCCAACUAGAUAAUAGUAGCUUCUAGGCAUCAAUAAAAAGAUUUCAUUUUAACUGUCUUUUUAAUUUGUAAAAUAUAUGAGUAUGGAAUUUUGUAUCUAACUUGAAAUUUCAGAUGUUUUAAUAAUCAAAUACUUUCUUCUUUAGCAUGCCAAAGUACUAAUAGUUUAAAAAAUUUAUUUAGAUCUAAACAUAUACAUUACUUGACUUUUUCAAAAGUAUCAAAAAAUUGAUAGCUGCAGAAAUGCCAUUAUUUGAUUUUCUAUAAAACAUUGAUUCAUUCUUAAAUGUAUAUUCUUUAAAAAAUAGUAAAUACCUCAAGAGUGACAGAAGACUUUCCUUUUCUGUAAUGCUAAUUUAAACUUUGAGUCUUAGUUUACAUGGUCAUAGGGGUUAAGUAAUAAAAUGUAUACCUGUACAAUUAAUUGUGUUCUUAUGACCUGAUGAUUUUUUGAAAAUUUGCUUUUCUCUCAAGAAAUUUAAGUUUUCAAGGGCCAUAUUAGUUAUCUAAAUAUUUUGGUCUAAUGUUGACAAAUAAAUAAAAAUUUAGAAAUAUAUUCAUGAUGACAAUUUUGUUACUUACACUGCCUAUUCUUUCUUUAUUUCUUUUUUAGUUCAAAGGUGAAAAUUUUGAUCUUUGUAUUAACAAAGCCUCAAGAAAAGAGAAAUCCUGCCUUUUAAACAUUGGUUUUCAUUGCAUUUUAUGGUGGUGUGGUUUUGCCUCAGCAAUAAUAAAACAUAAAAUAUGUUGUUGCAUCAAGUUCAGUUUGUCUGCUGAGAUUAUUUUUAAGAACCAGGUUGAAGUCUCUAUGCCUAAAAAAACAUUUAUUGUCUGGAUCCAUAUAAAGCAAGUUACAUGGCUACAAAUAAGUCUUGCAACCAAAAUUGGUAUAUUAAAAUUUACUGCACACUUGGAGAUUGCUGCCAUUUUUUGGUGCUUUUGGGGCCUCAUCAUAAAGGGAUGUAUUGUAUAUUGAGGGAAAAUUACUCAAGUUACACAUUCUACAUUAACUGUGCUGUAUUAUCUACAGCUAUAAUCAAUGGACCAAUAGUUCCUAAAUUAGUAACAAGGCUUACCUUACAAAAGUAAUGAGAUAACACUGAUAUUUCUGUUUCAAAGGCUAACAGCAAUUCUUGGGUCCUGAGCUAAUCAUUUCAUACAAUAACUAAUGUACAUGCUACAACAUCUGAAUAUUAAUGGUUUUGCCGCAGAUUCUGGGUAUGAGGAUUAGCUUGAAAGCCAUACAUUUGCUAACAUGAAUCAUGACUCAAAUUAUCCCCAUGUGCUUUACUACCUGUAUAUGAAUGCAAAUGUUACAGAAAAUAUGCUUGAAAUGUCAAUACAGUGUGCAAUUAGCGUUGCAUUGUCAUGCUCCAGCAUGUGAUAUCUGUAUGGUGAAGUUAUUUCAAUUACUCUGAUAUGUUACUACAAUAAAAAAAGUUUAACCUAAGAAAGCUA
Messenger RNA from Macaca mulatta (Rhesus monkey), 8065 nucleotides. NCBI's taxonomy places the organism in Eukaryota, Metazoa, Chordata, Mammalia, Primates, Cercopithecidae. The record is from RefSeq and is a predicted model, not a curated record.